AUGGAGGCCAUCAAGAAGAAGAUGCAGAUGCUGAAGCUGGACAAGGAGAAUGCCCUGGACCGGGCGGAGCAGGCGGAGGCCGAGCAGAAGCAGGCAGAGGAGCGGAGCAAGCAGCUGGAGGAUGAGCUCGCCGCCAUGCAGAAGAAGCUGAAGGGGACGGAGGAUGAGCUGGAUAAAUACUCUGAGGCCCUGAAAGAUGCCCAGGAGAAGCUGGAGCUGGCAGAGAAGAAGGCGGCGGAC
Molecule: messenger RNA, 240 nt
Organism: Phaethon lepturus (White-tailed tropicbird)
Lineage: Eukaryota; Metazoa; Chordata; Aves; Phaethontiformes; Phaethontidae
Product: tropomyosin alpha-3 chain-like
Exons: 2
Biological process (GO): muscle contraction; actin filament organization
Cellular component (GO): actin filament
Molecular function (GO): actin filament binding
Source: RefSeq, a predicted model, not a curated record